AUGGUCCAUAUCCUCGUAACAGGCGGCACGGGAUUCCUCGCCAACACCCUGAUAAGCACCCUUCUCUCGCGCGGCCACUCAGUCGUAACAACCGUCCGCACCGCCGAAAAAGCACGCUCGCUCCUCGCCCAAUACCCCGACAUCGCCUCGCAUCGACUAAAGUGCAAGAUUGUCCCCGACAUUGCGGCCGCAGAUGCAUUCGACGAUGCCGUCCGCAGCGAAAGCCCGUCCGACCCACCCUUUUCGGCCGUCAUCCACACGGCAAGUCCCUUCCACUAUAGCAUCGCCAACGCGAAGAAGGACAUGUUCGACCCAGCCGUCAACGGGACCGUCGGGAUUAUGAAAUCCGUACAUCAACACGCACCGAAUGUAACCCGUGUCGUUAUCACCUCGUCAUUCGCCGCAAUGUUCAAUGCCGCGAAGCCGGCAGGGACCAAGUAUUCAGAGCAAGACUGGAACCCCGUUACGUGGGACGAGGCUGAGAAUCCGCAGAACGCGCAUGGGCAGGCCGGGUAUCGGACGAGCAAGGCGCUUGCGGAGAAGGAGGCGUGGGAGUUUAUGGAGCGCGAGAAGCCGAAUUUCACGCUGACUGUAUUGAAUCCGUCGUUGAUUUUCGGGCCCGUCGAGUGGUUGAAUUCCCUCGACGAGGUCAAUACGUCGAACCAGCGGAUCAGGGACUUUAUGACUGGGGCGCUGAAGGACAAGUGUCCGCCGACCGGGAGUCAGUUCUGGGUUGAUGUGCGUGAUGCGGCUCUGGCGCAUGCGGUUGCGGUCGAGAAGCCUGAGACGGCUGGGAAGCGGUAUUUCUUGACUGCGGGGAGCUUUUGCAAUGCAGAUAUUGUGGAGGCGUUGAGAGAUGGGCAGUAUCCGGCUGGUGGGCCCAAGUAUGGGUUUGAUAAUUCGGCCUCGAUCAAAGAUCUGGGAAUUCAAUAUCGGUCGUUGCGGGAUAGUGUGGUUGAUACAGUGGAAAGCUUGAAAAGCAUACAGGAAAGAACUGCUGCAUGA
Messenger RNA from Aspergillus calidoustus, 1005 nucleotides. NCBI's taxonomy places the organism in Eukaryota, Fungi, Ascomycota, Eurotiomycetes, Eurotiales, Aspergillaceae. The record is from the annotation of a GenBank genome assembly.